Sesamum indicum (sesame) is the source of this 810-nucleotide messenger RNA. NCBI's taxonomy places the organism in Eukaryota, Viridiplantae, Streptophyta, Magnoliopsida, Lamiales, Pedaliaceae. The record is from RefSeq and is a predicted model, not a curated record.
AUGGCUUCAACCUACUUGGAAAAGAAGUUGAACGAAAUUCCAGUUGCAGAAACGAUCGACAACGGAAACCCAGAAGGAUCAGAGACGAAAACCCGAACCCUGACCCUUAGAACCUCCAACGGCCAAGAGUUCGAAGUCCCUAAAUCUGUCGUCGUGUUGUCCGUUACCAUUAAGCACAUUCUGGAGGAGGGGUUCGAGCUGAACAAGAUUCUGCUUCCGCUGGUCGACAGAAGAAUCCUAGCAAGGGUCAUCAGCUACCUCACCAAACACACCGAAGGCGGCGUCUCCGAUGAGGAAAAGAGGGAUUUUGACAAGGAGUUUGUCGUCAGGAAGGAGAUGAGCGUAUUAUUCGACGUCGUAUCGGCAACUAACUAUCUCGACAUUAAAGGGCUGUUGGAUUUGGUGUUCCAGGAGAUUGCAAAUAGGAUGCAGAAUAAAAGCGUGAAAUGGGUGAGAAAAACGCUCUGCAUUGAGAACGACUUUACGCCUGAAGAGGAGGAGCAGAUUAAGCGUGAUCACGCCUGGGCUUGGGAAGGUGUUGAAUCCGAUGACGACGAUUGAUUUAUUUGAAGGAUGAUCUUUUUCUAAAAUUGAAAAAAGAAUGCAUUUCUUUUAUGAAUUAAUUAAUUUGGAAGAUUUAGGUUGGAUUUAUUUACUGCUUUUUCUAUUUAUCUAUUUUUCAGAAGACUUUGUCAAUAGUUCUACUACGUCCAAGCCCCAAGCAUCAAAUGGCCAUGAUGGAGCUGUUGGGUGUAACAAUUUCGACCAUUGGUGAAUGAAUUUAGCAUGGAAUUAAAAUGUUUGACAUCU